AUGCGAAUCAUUUUGUGGCUAUUUACACUAGCAUCAGUAGCAGCUACAACAGACCAAUUGAAUUCGCGCCCUUCCAUUCAGCCACGUGGGCGUAUAGACUCACUGUCAAGUUCCUACGACGGAGGAGAAACAUGGAGCAGCAUGGAACUGCCGAAUUUUACAUCAACAGACGCAACGGAUGACGAUGUCUCAAAUUCAAUCUUCAUGGACCCAGCAAACGACUCACAUUACGGGAAAGAGAUAGGCAUACACUGGGCUGGCUUUGAUCCAGAACGAUCACGCGAUGCAUAUUUAGUGGAAGAUUGUGAUGACGAUCUCUCUAAUAAGGAGAGGUUGAGGAGAGCAGAGCAGUUACUUAAAGAUCGAGCAGCAUCAGCUGCAGCAACGGGCAGAGAGCGCCCUCCUAAGUCUAAAGCUAAGAAAGCAGCAGCUAGCAGUGACAAAAAGAAAGAAUCAACAGUGAAAGCCAGUAAAGAGACAAACUCAGCACAGGCAUCAAAGGCACAAGCAUCAAAAGCACAGGCUUCAAAGUCACAAGCAUCAAAAGCACAGGCUUCAAAGAUACAGGCUUCAAAGUCACAAGCUUCAAAAGGUCAGCCUUCAAAGGCAUAUGAUUCAUGGUCAGAGUAUUCAACACCAGUAGACCCAAACGAGCUGUCUGCCAGGCUAAUGGCUUUACAAGAAGAUACGCCGUCAUCUAAAACGUACACAGCAUAUUCUAAACCAGCACCAACUAUGUCAUAUGCUAAAAUAAGUAAGGCACCAUCUGCUUCAGCUGUGUCUGUUUCAACGCAGACCACCUCAGAGUACAGUGCAUCAGUCCCUAGUAGUAGUGCACCAAUGACAACCACUUCGGUUUAUACUGCACCAACCACUACUACUUCAGCAUACACUGCACCAAUUUCACCUAGCAAGGCAUAUUCCACUUCAGUCUAUACUGCACCAACGACAACUACUUCAGUGUACAGUACACCAUUGACAACCACUUCAGUGUACACUGCACCAACGCAGACUACUUCAGUGCCAUAUGGUGCAGGAUACUCCACUGCGGGAUACACUGCACCAGUGACAACUAUGCCAUCGCAGCCAAGGACACUGAAUACUACACCAUUGCUAACCACUUCAGGAUACACUGCACCAAGAACAGCGCCACUUUCUAACCCAAGCCAGAACCAGGCACAGUUCCAGCCCAGCAAUAGGUCUGCACCAGUAAGUCAGACCCGCAUGUCAGGCGCAGCUAACAACAGGAACUCAUUUAUGCCCAUGAAUGCUGCGGAUGAAGAGGAUGAAUACACCUGGGACUCAGUGGAGCAGGACUAUGUGCCUGUGUUCUACUCAGACUCAACGGAUGAAGUGAAACCCGAAAUGACCCCCAAUGAGAGGCUUAUGGAGCUGCUAAAUGAUAAGAGUUUGUUGAAGUUAACUAAUAACAGCGGGUUCAACCCACUGUCUAGUCGUAAUAGUUCUCUACUAGACGGAGUACAUGGAGAUAUUGCAGUGCCAAUUGUUGACAGCAAUGGGUUUGUAACCACUUUAGACAGCCAGCCGUACUUCCCUGCAUACAGUGCUCCAAUUGGGUACGUUAGUGAUGUGUAUGAAGACCCAAAUACAGAAUCAGCUAUUCUUAGAAAUAUCAUUGCAGAUAUUAUGAUGGACUCAGACUCAAAUGCACUGGAUGAUCUGCUCAGUGAGACUGUGCGUAUUCGAGAGGAAGCACUGAAGGACGAGCUCACUAUUAAGGAGGGGCGGUACAUUGGCUCCUUCUCCUUUACUUUUGAUGGAGGGCCGACUGAGAACACUCUUGAGCUGCUGAGAAUCCUGAAGAAGUACAAGAAGGUCUGUGGGUUCUAUCUUGACCCGUUCAAAAUAACAAAAGAGUCCAUUCCCAUUGUCACCCAGAUACUAAAGGACGGGCACAUAGUUGGAAUAUCUAUUCAAAGCGACGUGUCCCUGACAGAUGUGACCAUGGAGGAGGCAAGAAAGAAGAUAUCCACCCAUGUGGAGAGAUACAAGAAGAUGAUCGGCGUAAUGCCAUCCUCUGCUCGCCUGCCAAGACUUGGCUACUACUCUGAUGACAUUGAGUACUGCAUGGAGCUAGGGAUGUAUGUCUGUGAGCCAACAUACGAUGUGUUUGACUUUGCAGACCCAGAGUUUAUUAGCACUCUAAGUGACGCACUCACAAGUGAAGUGUACUCCCCAAAGACAGACAGCAUGAUAUUUGUACUGCGAGAUAAGUACUCGUACACAGUGUCCAGCAUUGAGAAGAUGAUUCGGCUGCUUAUCUCCCACGGCUUUAAGUACAUGGACUACAACCUGAACACUGGUCUUAGCUCGGUUGCUACAGAUAGUAAGAAGGAGGGUGCACGGAGAGUGGCUAGGAGUAAAGACAAAAACCUUCUUUCUAUGAAUGAGGAGGUGGACAGGCCCUCUACUCAGAAGGUGGUUGAAUCGAUCAAGCAGCUUGCAAGGAACGAGAAGAAGGACAGUGGAAUAGUAACAUCUGAUACUGAGACUUCUUCUUCUGUUAUUAGCACAGGUGCGGGAAAUAUUAUGCUGAAGGUUCUUUGUUUAGGAGGUGUUCUUUUUAUUGUGGCUUUCUUUAUAUAA
This is a messenger RNA of Nematocida ausubeli, 2607 nucleotides long. RefSeq lists its product as uncharacterized. Gene Ontology annotation, biological process: carbohydrate metabolic process; positive regulation of transcription by RNA polymerase II. The transcript has a single exon. Lineage: Eukaryota; Fungi; Microsporidia. Bases 1 to 2607 code for a protein of 868 amino acids. Gene Ontology annotation, cellular component: RNA polymerase II transcription regulator complex. The record is from RefSeq and is a predicted model, not a curated record. Gene Ontology annotation, molecular function: transcription coactivator activity; hydrolase activity, acting on carbon-nitrogen (but not peptide) bonds.